Messenger RNA from Pogonomyrmex barbatus (red harvester ant), 1197 nucleotides. RefSeq names its product serine/arginine repetitive matrix protein 1-like. The record is from RefSeq and is a predicted model, not a curated record. Lineage: Eukaryota; Metazoa; Arthropoda; Insecta; Hymenoptera; Formicidae.
AUGCCGCAGCGGAACUAUAUAAGAGCGGCACUUGGCAUUGCUCUUGGCCUCAGUUGCCUCCAACCAGUUACUGGUUGUGAGCUGCACUGCGACGCCUUCCGAGCUCUAGAGCCUUCGGUCGUACUCCCCGCGACAGUUAACGCCGCGGACACCCUUCCGGCCUUACGUCUGACGGCCGUGAACGCCGCCAUACCGGCCUUACCUCUGACGGCCAUGAACGUCGCCAUACCCUUCCAGCCUACAUCUGACGGCCAUGAACGCCACCAUACCGGUCUUAUCUCUGACGGCCAUGAACGCCGCCAUAUCCUUCCGGUCUUACCUCUGACGGCCGUGAACGCCGCCAUUCCUCGGGCCUUACCUCUGACGGCCUUCCACCACGUCCAGGAAGGGCUCUCGCGGCCAGCGACGCCGCCCAAUCCGCCCGUCUCCGGGCGACCUGCUCCAGGUCGCAGUCUCAGCACGCCGAUCUCUAUCGACUCGGGGAGCCGCUGCGCGACAGGAGGAUCUCCGCCAGCGAGCAUCUUCUCUUGGGGGCCACCCAACGACGACUCGUCAUCUCCGGGACGAUCGACGCUGCCCACCAUCCGGCAGUCACCAGUACCACGACGCUCGCCGCCGCCGACUUCGCGGCCAUCUACGCCGCCGCCUGGGCGCACACCUCCCUCGCCGUGCACUGACGAGGAGAGACGAGUUUCCGGACGACGAGCCAGGCGCCCAACCGAUCGCUUCAAGCAACGGCUCCUGGAUCUGUUUGAGUCAGCUUCUUCCUCAGAGGAUAGCCCCGCCUGCCCCGCCGACCUGCCCCGCCGACUUCGCACGAAGAGGACGCACCGAGGCCCUCAACCUCCUCGAGCUCAACUGCACCCGAGUGACCACCGAUUCCUGGCCGCUUUUUGGAGCUCGGCGCGCAGCAGGACAGGCCGUGGCAACUCUGCACCAUCGAGCUCGGCCACGAGCAUCGGCCGCUGCACCGUGACACUCGCCGCUUCUACACCGAAGCCGCCACGCAGACCGCGGGACUGCCACCGGCCCAGGUCGUGCCAUCAACACUCACCCUCCGGCCACACCGAGGAGGAACCGGGGCUCGUGAGAGGUGCAGGGAGCGGCUACAAGAGCUUGCGCGCGCAUGCGCAGAGACCUGACGCGACCGACUCGCCCACACGUUAUUCUCGCGGGACCCAAACCAAGUCCCGAUAG